AUGUUGUCCUUUCCACCGCAUUGUAGCCAUAAAUUACAACCGUUGGAUGUGUCAGUCUUUGGUCCGUUCAAAAAGUAUUGCGCUGCUGCUCAAGAUGCAUGGCUACGAAACAACCCGGGAAAAACCCUUACUAUACCAAAAAUUGUCGUUGAUUUGUUGCCGUUUGCUCAGACAAGUAUAAAUAUUGUCAACGGUUUCCGAAAGACAGGCAUCUUCCCAUAUAAUGCAAACAUUUUUGGUGAGGAUGAGUUUUCACCAUCAUUUGUAACUGAUCGUUCUGAACAAGAAACUAUCGAGCCGGAAAAAGAUCAUCCAGAGCAAGCUGUGAUGUCCAGCACUGAACUUAAUCCCACUCCUUCUGCCUCCACCAGCCAAGCUGAACCCGAGCCUGGUCCAAGCAACAAAGAAAACGAGACGAUCGAUCUAACACAAGUAUUUUCCCCGGAAAUUGUGCGAACAUACCCAAAGGCUAGCCCUAGAAAAGCAGCUAAAACUAACAGAAGAAAGAGGAAAACUGCAAUACUAACAGACACUCCCGAAAAGAACGCUUUAGAAGAGCAGCAAAAUAAAACCACAAAAAAAGUUAAGAAGCCAAAGAAGAACAUGGAUAAGAAAAGAAAGAAGAGUGUCUGUAAAAAAAUACUCCAGUCAAGUGAUGAAAGUGGUGAUGAUGAUUAUUCCUGUCUGAUUUGUUGCGAAGGCUAUUCUGAAAGCUUACCAGGAGAAAGUUGGAUCCAGUGUCAAGCUUGCAGGGAAUGGGCACAUACAAAAUGUGUUCCAGGUGCUGGUGUUACUUUCGUUUGUGUCAAUUGCAACAGUGACAACGACGAUUAA
Molecule: messenger RNA, 834 nt
Organism: Anoplophora glabripennis (Asian longhorned beetle)
Lineage: Eukaryota; Metazoa; Arthropoda; Insecta; Coleoptera; Cerambycidae
Exons: 1
Coding region: 1-834 (277 amino acids)
Source: RefSeq, a predicted model, not a curated record